UCUGAACGUCUACCACCACCAUGAAUGACACAGUAACUAUCCGGACCAGGAAGUUCAUGACCAACCGACUGCUUCAGCGGAAACAAAUAGUCAUUGACGUUCUUCACCCUGGGAAAGCAACAGUACCUAAGACAGAUAUUCGAGAAAAAUUAGCCAAAAUGUACAAGACCACACCAGAUGUCAUCUUUGUGUUUGGAUUUAGAACCCAUUUUGGAGGUGGCAAGACUACUGGCUUUGGCAUGAUUUAUGAUUCCUUGGAUUAUGCAAAGAAAAAUGAACCCAAACAUAGACUGGCAAGACAUGGCCUGUAUGAAAAGAAGAAGACCUCAAGAAAACAGCAAAAGAAACGCAAGAACAGAAUGAAGAAAGUCAGGGGGACUGCGAAGGCCAAUGUUGGUGCUGGCAAAAAGCCAAAGGAGUAAAGAUUCUGCAAUGACUUUAUCUGCGGUGAUUAUGCGACUUUUUCGUGAGGAUUAAUAAACUAUAAAACCUU
Messenger RNA from Ictidomys tridecemlineatus (thirteen-lined ground squirrel), 493 nucleotides. Its product is annotated as small ribosomal subunit protein eS24. Gene Ontology annotation, cellular component: ribosome. NCBI's taxonomy places the organism in Eukaryota, Metazoa, Chordata, Mammalia, Rodentia, Sciuridae. Gene Ontology annotation, biological process: translation. The record is from RefSeq and is a predicted model, not a curated record. Gene Ontology annotation, molecular function: structural constituent of ribosome.